Molecule: messenger RNA, 1407 nt
Organism: Naegleria lovaniensis
Lineage: Eukaryota; Heterolobosea; Eutetramitea; Acrasida; Naegleriidae
Exons: 1
Coding region: 1-1407 (468 amino acids)
Biological process (GO): mitochondrion organization
Cellular component (GO): SAM complex
Source: RefSeq, a predicted model, not a curated record
AUGUUCUAUCAUCAAUCCUCCUCAGAUCUGCACCACUCCAGUGGAACCACCACAACAGCAACCCUCCCUCCUUCCGAAACGGCUUGCACCACUUCCAAUUCCAUUACUCUCUAUGUUUCGUAUGAUCCUUCCAUUGUCAUCAAACAAUCCCAUUUCAUGUUGCAACAAGAAAACAUGAAUCAUCAUCAUCAACAUUCAAUUCUUCAUCCUUUGAACAUUGAUAUUUAUUCCAAUAUUAUUUACUCCUAUCUCGUAUUUUCAAAUAUUAAAUUUCAAGUCAAGACAAGUCAUCCUUCUCAUAUUCUCUCAUCCCUCUAUUCGAAUCAUACCUCAUCCAAUGAUAUUCAUUUUCCAAUUCUCGUACAUGACUAUCAUGAACAUCAUGUUGUGAUUUAUGGAAUGAAAGAAAUUCUAAAUUACCUGAAAAGUAAAGGAGAGAAUUUAGAUUCAAAUUUAACUCUAAAUGAACAUGCUACAACGACUCUCCAACAAAUUCAAACUGAAAUUGAAGCCUAUAGUCAUAUUGUUCAUGAAAAAUGUUUACCCUUUUAUUUAUAUUCCUAUUGGUUUAGAGACGAUAUUUAUCAAACUUUUACAAAAGAUUUAUAUUUUAAUAGUAUGAGUAGAGUAGUGAGAUGGGCAUAUAUGUGGUCAGAAAGAUCACGUCAUUGUCAAUUAUUGAAAAGUUUAACAAAUUUGAAAAAAAUUGAUGAAGAACAAGAAUCAUUCUUAUCAAAAUAUUUACUUUCCAAAGUAUCCAUGGAACAGAAUGCAAGUAUUAAAUUGUUUUUGGAAUGUUUGGAUUCCUUGAGUGUGUUAUUAGGAAGUACCAAUCGAUUCUUUUAUGGAGAUUCACCCUCUACUUUGGACGCGAUUGCAUUUGGAUAUUUGAGUUCAUUAUAUUAUCCAGCAAUUUAUAUGAAUGUUGAAAAUCAUUCUCAAAAUUCUCAAUUACAAGGUGCCAUGCUCAUUACAAGUAUUUUUAAUCGAUAUCCUAAUAUUCAGAGAUGGAUGAAUCAAAUUCAAGAAGAUUACACAAUGAUCGAAUAUAAUAUACAUUUUCAGAAAUUGGAUGUAAGCACGACGACGCUUGAUGAAAGGAACGACUCGAUUCCUUUUUCCUCCUCCUCCUCCUCUUCACCUAGUAUGGCAUUUCAAAUUGCUUCCUCACCCAAUCGAUUCAUUCAUAAGGCUACAUCAUCAGAGUCAUCUUCACUUGUUUUGAAACAUGAUAUGGCACCCAACAAGAGAAAAUACUUUACCUUUGUGGUCAUUUCAAUUAUUGGAUUUUUAUUUUAUCUAUUUAAGGGAAUCAAAAUUAAGGUAUCGAGCCCUGUACCUGAGCAUCAACCUCCUGAAAUAUACUAUUAUGAUAAUCAAUAUGAAGGGAUUGUGAGUAAAAAAUAA